Messenger RNA from Stereum hirsutum FP-91666 SS1, 1596 nucleotides. Its product is annotated as peptidase M24. NCBI's taxonomy places the organism in Eukaryota, Fungi, Basidiomycota, Agaricomycetes, Russulales, Stereaceae. The coding region runs from base 70 to 1506 and encodes 478 amino acids. Gene Ontology annotation, molecular function: manganese ion binding; metalloaminopeptidase activity. The transcript has 14 exons. The record is from RefSeq and is a predicted model, not a curated record. Gene Ontology annotation, cellular component: mitochondrion.
CUCUCGCCGCUAUCCAAUCCAUGCCGUCUACGACUGUCACGAACAUAUGCAACGGAGGCUGAGCCCUCUAUGAUUCACGUCGCAAAACCAUCUCUUUUUGGCCAACCGACAUUCCACAGUCAUCCUCACCUCGUGAAGCCUGAUGAAACUACGCCUGGAAUACCGGCGCAGGACUAUGAGAGAAGACGCUCAGAGCUCAUGCAAGGCUUACCGAACGGAAGCUUGGUUGUAUCUGUGGCAGCCCAGGUGAAGUAUAUGAGUGCUGGCAUUUUCUACAAGUUCCGGCAGGCAUCGGACUUCUGGUACUUGACUGGCUUCGAGGAGCCAGACUCUGCUGUUGUGCUAGAGAAGAACAAUAGUCCUCGAGGCUACCGCAUGAUUCUUUUUUGCACCGGCAAAGACCCCGCCAAAGAGAAGUGGGAGGGCGCCAAAACUCGCUUCGACGAUGUCGUAACAAUCUUUGGUGCCGACGAAGGCCGUCCCAUCGAAUCGUUUACCGAGGAACUCAAACAUCUUGUGUCUUCGAGCUCACAAGUCUAUGUCGAUCUACCGCCGUCAACGUCGAGACGUCAUGCACACGGCAUGAAGUCUUUCCUGAAGUUUCUUGCCAGUUCCAGUAGCGCAAAAGCAGAUUAUGAGAGCGUUAUGGAGGGCCUGUCCGCGACGAAGAGAAAGCCUCUUGCGCCGAUUGUGGGGAAGAUGAGGGCCAUCAAGAGUAAGUUCGAACAGGGUGUAUUAAAAGCUGCAGCCGAUAUCAGCUCAAGAGGUCAUACGAAGAUAAUGCGCCUCUCAGAGCCGGGUCUGUCCGAGGCAGACCUUGCUGCUCACUUCGAGUACAUUUGUGCGCGCGGAGGGUCACAAAGGCCGGCUUAUGUACCAGUAGUAGCUUCUGGCGCCAACGCACUCAUUAUCCAUUACACGCAAAACGAUCAUAUUGUUCGAGACGGCGAACUCGUCUUAGUCGACGCGGGUUGCGAGUAUAACGGCUACGCGUCCGAUAUAACUCGCACCUUCCCCGCCAACGGCAAAUUCACACCCGCCCAACACGAACUUUACUCCGCCCUUCUCUCAGCCCAAAAGUCUCUCGUCCAGCUGUCUACCGCCUCCACAGGGUUUUCACUCAACGACCUGCACCGACGUUCUGUUGAGGUCCUUCGAGAGGAGUUGAAGCAAAUAGGGUUUGAUUUGGGAUGGCAAGGGGGCGUCUUGGAGCGAGUGCUUUACCCGCACUAUCUCGCUCAUCCAGUCGGCAUUGAUCUGCAUGAGGGAGGGACCGUGGACAGGCGUGAACCGUUGAAAGAAGGCAUGGUGAUCACCAUUGAACCAGGAGUCUACGUCCCGGCAGAUCCAUCAUUUCCAAAGCACUUCCAUGGCAUGGGCAUCCGCAUCGAAGACGAGGUCCUCGUUGGCCAGGAUGACCCCGUAGUCCUGAGUGCGGCAGCUCCCAAGGAGAUCGUCGACAUCGAGGGAGCCUGCCAAGGCCUCUUGGGCUUGGAGUCCUUCUAAAUUCACCAUUUAGAGCUUGGAUGCUCGGAAACCAGUGCACAUCUCAUUGUACAUAUCCGCAACAAUUGUAACACUCUACGCAUCUAUCGC